CGGAGGCUCGACUGUGUUGCGGCGCGUUGCGAAUUUCACGUUAUGGCGCUGUCGCGUGCUCUUUGAGGAGAACGUCUCGUUACUUUUAUGUGUAUUUUGCGUUUACUGUAAUGGGAAGUGCUUCGGUUUAAUACUGUCUGUGCGUAAAACAAGAGGAGCGGACGUCGUAGCACCUUUUUGGAAAUAAAAUUGUCAACAAAAUUUGAGCCCGGCCUCGCGAUGGAGGUGACGCCCGUGCUGAGGGACUCCCGGUCCCUGCGGCCCUUCAAGUCCAGCGAGGAGUACCUGUACGCCAUGAAGGAGGACCUCGCCGAGUGGCUGCAGACGCUCUACCCGGAGCUCUGCAUCAGCGUGCACAACUUCAUGGACCGCCUCGACACCGGCGUCGCACUCUGCAAGCACGCCAACAACGUGCGCACGGCGGCCGAGGAGUACAUGGCGCGGCGGCUGGCGCGCCGCUCGGCCAGCAGCGCCAACCUGAUGAGCGCGUCGCUGUCCGCGACCGGCUCCAUAGCGAGGCCCGUCAUCGAGGCGGGGCCCGUCCACUUCCUGCCCGCCGCCCAGCCGGGGACCUUCUUCGCGCGCGACAACGUCUCCAACUUCAUCCGCUGGUGCCGGCACGCGCUCGGCGUCUUCGAGUGCCUGCUCUUCGAGACCGACGACCUGAUCCUGCGCAAGAACGAGCGCAACGUCAUCCUCUGCCUGCUAGACGUCGCGCGCCGCGGCGCCAAGUUCGGCAUGGCGGCGCCGAUGCUGGUGCGCUUCGAGCGCGAGAUCGACCGCGAGAUGGCGGCCGAGCAACGGGCGCUGCAGCGCGCCAGCAGCGUCGCCACCGAGAGCGCCGACAGCGACGACGACGACGACGACUUCGACGCGCCCGUCGGCCCCGUGCCGCAGAUCGUCACCAACGACCUCAAGAGCCUCGACGAAAUGGUGCGGGACCUGGUGGAGCGAUGUUCGUGUCCCGUGCAGUUUCCAAUGAUACGCGUCUCCGAGGGAAAGUACCGCAUUGGUGACACCAAGGUGCUAAUCUUCGUUAGGGUGCUGCGCAGUCACGUGAUGGUCCGCGUGGGCGGCGGCUGGGACACGCUGUCCCACUACCUGGACAAGCACGACCCCUGCCGCUGCAAGACUGCUCAUCGCUCACCACUCUCGGCGAAACUGAUCCUCAAGCAGACGGGAGCAAUCGAGUUGAACAACGCACUGGUCCACUAUGAAAGGUCGCCGCCGCGCACCCGCCGAUCGUCGGCGUCGAGCGUAGGCAGCGGCGGGCCGCCGAGCGCAGCAGUGCCGACGCCGCCCCCGCCGCCCCCACAGCCGCAGCCCCAGCCGCUGUCGCCCGGCGGCGGGGGCGGCACGGGCCUGCGCUCGCGCUCGCCCACGCCCCGCCGGUCGCUGGCUGCGCCGCGGCCCGCCGCCGGCCGCUCGCGCUCCAGGUCGCCCACGCCCGGCGGCGCCAAGCCGCACGCGCUCGCCCCUGGAGCUGGAGCUGGGGGCGGCUCCGGGCCGCAGCGCAGCAGGGACGCCAGCCCCGGCAAGCCGCUGCAGCGCAAGGACAGAGACCCCAGCCCCGCGGUGGCGCCGGCGCCGGCUUCCGCCCCCGCCCCCGCCCCCGCCUCCACAGCCGCCGACGCCCACAACGACUCGGGCUCCGAGGUGUCGGACGAGGGCUACCGCAGCCUAGGCACCGUGGCCGCCGCCAGCUCGCCGCCGGCCCAGGGCGUCGACGACGGCGUCGUCGGGGUCAAGGCGGUCGCCGAAGACUCGGAGGUCGCCGCGGACGAGUGCAAGGACGGCGGCGUCGCGGCCGACGCGCAAGCCUCAGAGCGUCAGGAGCUGAGCCGCCACGCGUCCUCGCCAGACUCGGUGGUGUCCACCUCCGAGGAGGCGGCGACCCCGCGGCAGCAAGAGCCGCAGCGGGAGGCGGAGCCCGCUGCCGCCCCCGCCGCCCCCACAACACGUUGCCCUCCUGCAGAGUCUCCUCAGCAGCAGCCGCAGCAGCCGCAGCAGCAGGCAGCGGCGCCCAUGACGCGCAGCCGGUCGACGUGCGGCGCCGUGGAGUGCGCCUUCAGCGACGCCCCCGCCGAGCUGUUCGCCCCCGCCGCCUCCCGCCGCCAGCAGCAGCAGCAGAGUGGGAGCAAGGGCCGCGCGGCGCCCUCCGCCCACCCCUCCUCCUACAACACGUGGUCCGGCCGGCAGGGCCGCGCCGCGCCCAAGUCUCGACCGCCGCUCACCGACAACACCUUCAGCCGGUCGUCGGUGCAGCGGCGCAGCCUGGGCGCCUACGGCGGCGGCCGCCCGCACCACAGCAACAACAACUACCAGCACGCCAGCGCCCCCUGCAGCCCGCGCAGGCAGCCGCCGCACGCCGCCGCCGCCGCCACUGGGGGCGGCAAGGGCUCCCUGCCCGCCUCCCUGUCCGGCUCCCCCACCAAGAUAUCGCCGCUCAUCGAACAGGUGCUGUCGGUGAAGGAGCUGGACAACGACGUGACGGUGCUGAACAAGAUGCGCCAGAUCAUCCGGCAGUACGCCGACCUGGUGGGCGACGCCGCCGACGCGGAUGCGGACGCCGGCGCGGCGCGGCCGCCCUCCGAGGAGCUGGACCUGACGUCGGCGUGGGUGCACGGCAACGGCAGCCUCCCGCGCCGCGCCGCCUCCGUGUGCGGGGGCGACCUGGGGGCGGCCGUGGGGCCCAGCCCGCGCAAGGACUCCAAGGGCAGCCGCAUCCCGGCGCCGCUACCACCUGCACCUGUGCUGCCGCCUCCACCUCUCCACCAGUUAGUACGAUUUGCGAAUGAUAUGGACUAG
This is a messenger RNA of Schistocerca americana (American grasshopper), 2808 nucleotides long. RefSeq names its product GAS2-like protein pickled eggs (gene pigs). Gene Ontology annotation, cellular component: cytoplasm; actin filament; microtubule plus-end. The transcript has 13 exons. Gene Ontology annotation, biological process: actin crosslink formation; microtubule bundle formation; regulation of microtubule polymerization or depolymerization. The record is from RefSeq and is a predicted model, not a curated record. Gene Ontology annotation, molecular function: microtubule binding; cytoskeletal adaptor activity; actin filament binding. NCBI's taxonomy places the organism in Eukaryota, Metazoa, Arthropoda, Insecta, Orthoptera, Acrididae. The coding region runs from base 220 to 2808 and encodes 862 amino acids.